This is a messenger RNA of Caenorhabditis remanei, 705 nucleotides long. RefSeq lists its product as uncharacterized. The record is from RefSeq and is a predicted model, not a curated record. Gene Ontology annotation, cellular component: Prp19 complex; catalytic step 2 spliceosome; post-mRNA release spliceosomal complex. NCBI's taxonomy places the organism in Eukaryota, Metazoa, Nematoda, Chromadorea, Rhabditida, Rhabditidae. The transcript has 3 exons. The coding region runs from base 1 to 705 and encodes 234 amino acids.
AUGUCAUCUGAUUCCCAUGCUAGUAGCAGUGGCCCUUCAUCCAGUGGCUCAAAGAUGAAAGACUUCAAUCAAAGGUUCCGAGAUUUACACAAACUUCGUCAAAAAGCCAGAAAAGAAAAUCAUGAACAGGUCGUGGAAGAAGAUCGUCGUAGUAAACUUCCAAAAAAUCAUGAGUCAAAGAAAGAAAGAGAUCAAUGGCAGGUGAAAGAAUUGCAAGAUCGUAAAGAAGCGGAGGAUAAAGGAUUAGACUUCGAAAGGGUCCGAAGUUUGGAAAUGUCUGCUGAUGUGACAGAAAAAUUGGAACAGAAAAGAAAGAGAAAGAAGAAUCCCGAUCAAGGUUUCGCUUCGUAUGAAGAUAUGACUCUUCGUCAACACACCCGCUUGACUGCUGCUCUUGACCCUGAUUUGGAGUCUUAUAAAAAGAUGAAAGAAUGUGUAGGAGGAGAGCAGUUCUACCCGACUGCGGAUACGCUCAUUCAUGGAAAUCAUUAUCCAACUUCAUCUGCAAUGGACCGUCUGGUGAAAGAUGUGCACGGACAAGUUAAAAGAAGAGAACAGUAUCAUCGUCGGCGUCUGUACGAUCCAGAUGCCCCAAUUGACUAUAUCAACGAGAAGAACAAAAAAUUCAACAAGAAAUUGGACAAGUACUAUGGAAAGUACACAGAAGAUAUCAAGGACGAUCUGGAGCGUGGAACAGCCAUCUGA